Messenger RNA from Spirodela intermedia, 1147 nucleotides. Lineage: Eukaryota; Viridiplantae; Streptophyta; Magnoliopsida; Alismatales; Araceae. The record is from the annotation of a GenBank genome assembly.
AUGGGGACGGCCUACUCCUCUCUCCCUUGGCACCACCUACAGCACACCAUAGGUGGGCCAGCUCAUCCCUUCCCCCCUUUCCAGUGGUGACAGCGCCGGCAACGAUCGCGGGUCUCCUCCCUUGACGCAGCAAGAAGAGGAUCAACUGAAGAUGCCCCUACGUGAGGCUGCCGUCCUCUCCCCACGUUCGUCAGAACAAGAGGGAGAAAUCAUUUUCGUUUUAUUUCUAGACUUUUAUGUAAUCGAAUAUUUUUUAUCCUAGUUAAUGCAAUCUGAAUUUUAUGAAGUUCUAUUCCCCUUUACCUCAUCCAUUUCGAAUAGUCGACGUCAUCAAAGGAAGCGGGAAACCAUCCCUGCCAGCCAUCUAUAAUUUCUUUACGAGGUGGCUGGUGGAACCUUGAGAGAAAUCUUCCCUAGUUCUGAAUUACUUCCUCUCCAUAAUUUCUAUGUUCGUGGUUGCUGAAUUUCAGAGAGUAAACAAAUCAGAAUAUGAGUAUUAAUUAAUAAACAUCAACUAAUUCAACACUCUCCUUAUGUUUGACUUAGUUUUUCACUAAUUCAUCAAGAAACUAUUCCUACGAAAAUCAGUUUAUAAAUUUAAAAUUGACGAUCUUAAUAACGACUCAAGAGUGAUCAUUUUGGUACUUUAUUUUGAAUUAUUUCAGGUUAAAAGAAGUGUAAACAAGGUGUGACAGGUCAUAUUAUUUGGCCUCAAAAAACUAGACCCAUGUUCAUGUGUCUCUCUUAUGUUAAAGGAAUUUGGCUCGUGUUUUUCACUUUCCUGUUCUGCUUUUAGAGUGAUCAAUCCUAUUUUUCCAUAAUUUAUUAAUUUUAAUGGCAAGAUUUUUACUCUUUGUUACAUGCAUAACACAAGUGAGGCGCAACCAAUUUAAAGACAAUCAUCACCUCUUGUAUGGUUCUAAAUUCAAUAGGACAUUUAACUCUAAGCUCAUUGUUGAUAACUAAGGUUGUCACAUCAUAUAUUUUUCUUUACCUUUUCAAUAACUUACUAUACACUUUUUUAUGUAGACGUGCUUGAAAAGUUGAUGUAAGAGUACAAAAGGUUGGUAUUUAAUAUCUCAAUCUAAGGUUAAGCUUCAUUAUUCAUUAUAUGUUCAUAGAUAGAAAUAGUACUACCCUAUAUUGA